CACCCGGGUCGAUUGCAUUGGACGGACCACCGGAAGCGACUGCGAAUUUAUUACUGCCGUCACAGCGAUAAUAUUUGGCGCAUUUUUGGAGUUCUCCGUCGCUAAUAAUUUCAUGUGAUAUUUUUUGCGGAAUCAUUUCGAAGCCAUCACGGGGAAAAUUUGAAGAUGUUGAUUUAACUGAAGCAGUCUGUGCGAGCGGCAUGGAAGAAGAAAAGAAAGCGGUUGAAGAAGCGCAAGGCAACAUUCCGAGCCAGCCGGAGUCCAGCGAAGACGUUCCUGACAAGGUUUUGGUGAAAAGGGGCAGGGGGAGACCUAAAGGUUCCAAGAAGCCGCAGAUCAGCGUUCCCGACGUGAACCUCAUGGAGCUGGUUUCGGGCAUCGCCAACAGCGGCCCCGCGCUGGGCUUCGAGAACGCCAGCGGCGGCGAGGAUCACACGCCCAAGAAGAGGGGCCGGCCAAAGGGCUCCGGCGGCAAGCGCACGGCAGAAAAGACGGCCGACAACGCCGGCUCAGACACGCCCAAAAGGGGAAGGGGACGCCCCAAAGGAUCCGGCAAGCGCAAGGUGGAGCACAUCGCCGACGAGGGAGAGAACGAUGAGACGGGCCAGACCGACGGUGCCUUGAAAAAGGUGCCCCGUGUCGAGUUAGGCGACGGUGAGAACAAGUCGCCCAACGGCAUCGCCACUCCCAGGGGCAGAGGAAGGCCGAGAAAGAGCAGCGCCGAGCGACGUCCGUCGCCCGCCUCGGACGGCCCCAAAAGAGGGCGAGGCCGACCGAAAGGCUCCGUCAACAAGAAGCCGCCCAUGUCGUUGGCGCUCUUUCAAGCGGGACGCCCCCGAAGAAAGCAGAUCCCGCCCUCCAGGCUGGUCAUACGUCUUCCGGGGAAGAAAGGGAAGCGCGGCAGACCCAGGAAAAUACCCGCCGGGCGGGGCCGUCCCAGGAAGUACCCUCUGCCGUCCUCGGAGGACUCCAAAAACAGAGUGUGGAAGCCGCUGGGGAGGCCGAGGAAGCAUCCCGUCGCCGGUGCCCCCGGGGGGGCCCCGGUCAUCCGUCGGGGCAGAGGCCGCCCGCGCAAGUCGGAGGCUCAAAAGCGUCCCGGUGCCUCGUACGACGGACCCCCGCGUAAAAGAGGCCGUCCUCGGAAGCACCCCUCCGAGCCCGCCAAGCCCAAAGUGUGGAAGCCCCUCGGCAGGCCCAGGAAGUAUCCUCUGGUGGAUCCGCCGGAGGGAGCCCCCCCACCGCCCCGCCGCGCACCCGGCCGACCGCGCAAGUCCCAAUCCAAACGUGGCGCCCACCUGCGCAGCCCCGCCCCCUUGUCGCGCCCCCUGGGACGCCCUAGUUUGACGGAGGACGGUGUACCGCGCAAAAGGGGGCGCCCUAAAACCUCCGGCAUCAAGAAUGAAGUCCAAAACGAGGCCCAGCCGGACGGCGCCCCCUGGAACCAUUCCGACGGCGCCGCGGAGGAGCGCAAAGACAGCGAGGCGGAGGAACGUGCGGAUGCUGCCCCUGUCCAGCAGCGGGAAGAAAACAACAACAAUAGCACCGCUGCGGGGGAGGGGGGCGCCGCCGCCGCCCAAGAAUGACAUCACAAGCACUUGAUGAACAAUCCAUCAAGGUGUUACACUUGUAGGCAACAUUGUAGUCUGGUAAGUUAGAUAACCUUUGACAGACUAACCGUCUUUUUCUUUUUCAUCAUCGUCUUACUAGAAACUCUUCUACUUUUUUUUUUUUUAAAGACUUCUUAUUGCUCCACUUUAGUUCCUGCGGGGAGUUUCUAGUUUUUAGCGUGAGCCCGCUCGAUUCAGGCGCUUCAGCUCCACAGCGGUCGGGAGGAAAAUAGAAUAUUGACGAGAAGAAAAGAAAAAAACACCCACGCGUAGAAGUCUUGGUAAUUUUUGUCUUUUUUUAACAGCCGGAAAAAGAUGAAGUCAAAGCUAACUUGCAUGUUAGCAUUAAUUUUAACACACCCCCCCCCCCCCCAUGAUGAUUUCAUGUUCACAGUUGGGAAACAUAUUGGUGGUUUUCCCCCCCCCAUGUAAUAUUUCACUGUGUAUUUUUUUGAAUUCCUCAUAAAAAAAACUCAUACUGUCAAAAGUUUCUGCUUUUUUUAGUUUUGUAGUCAGGUGGAUAACAUGACGUAAUGCUUGCUAGUCAAUGUUAUUGCCAUCUUAUUUCAUUUUGGUUGUGUUUUUAAUUAUUAUUUUCUUUUCCAUUGAUAGCCAAAGCUUUGAAUGUACCUCCUGUUUUUUUUUUUUUUUGUUUUUUUUUUUUUUCCCAUUUCCGGGUUUUAGUGUCAUGUACUGCUUGACGAAAAAUAAUAAUAAAAAAGCAGAGCUUUGUCUCUAAUGCCUUCCUGCCAUAAAGAUUUCUUCCGAUUUUGAACUUUACCCACCCACCUCCUUUUUUUUUUAAGUCACAUAAUUGUGGUCUCAAUCUUUGACAUGUAGCUGUUAAAUAUUUUUCAUAUUGUCAUGUUUUUUUUUCUAUUUUGUUAUUCGUUGUUGGGUAACCACGUUAAAAAAGUUUAAAAAGGCCAUGUUUUAUCUAUCACAUGUAAGCAUUUUGAUGAUAAAAAAAAAGUCAAUUCAAGCCAAUAAAGUGAAGCUAUUUGGAUUUUUGUGUUUUUGACAAGAAGCUAAUUUGUAAGAUAUGCUCUUGAAAUAAAAUGUUGACCUUGUUUUUAUUUUGCAGCGCGUUGGUGUGUCUCUGAGAACUUGGGUGUGAAAAAUAGGGACCAAAAGUUGUUAGUUGGAGUGCAUUUGUAUCACGUGACUGUCAGCAUAAAUUGGGUUUAUUUGCAGGUUGACUAUACUUGUGAUGACAGUAGUUUUUGUGACAAAAUUGUCAAAUUAAAAACAGAUUUUUCACCUUU
This is a messenger RNA of Syngnathoides biaculeatus (alligator pipefish), 2872 nucleotides long. Its product is annotated as basic salivary proline-rich protein 4-like. The transcript has 2 exons. Gene Ontology annotation, molecular function: DNA binding; transcription coregulator activity. The record is from RefSeq and is a predicted model, not a curated record. Lineage: Eukaryota; Metazoa; Chordata; Actinopteri; Syngnathiformes; Syngnathidae. Gene Ontology annotation, cellular component: nucleus. Bases 201 to 1583 code for a protein of 460 amino acids. Gene Ontology annotation, biological process: regulation of DNA-templated transcription.